UCGAGUCCAAUUAAAAAGAGUGCGAUUGCAUUCUAUCGUUCUCGGUGGGCAGUCCCUUUCGAACACGAAGUGGCCACUUUCCACCAAACCAUUCCGAUCCCUUCAAUGUGUCGCUUCGGUUGUGCCUCUACGUCAACAGUGCCGAUAGUUCACGCCGCGAUGCGCUAAGUGACCGUCCCCACUUGCCUGGAACAUCUGGAUAGCUCAAAUUCUGGUUAUGACUCAGAGGAACUUCAAGGCCACAAUGCGAUCCGGGUUGAUUUACUUGCUGCUGAUUUGUGCGUUCUUGUUCACCACAUUCUACAAUGUGGCGUCGGAUGUUCCGGUUGUGCCGUCUGCGACGGCCACCGUCGGAGCUACGAAGGAUACGGGCGGAAAUGUGAGCUUGGGUGCGGUGGAGGCCGGAAAGGACAAGGGAAAGGAAGCUGGAGGAGAGGACAAGGCGGCGACGGCGGUUGUGGUGCUACCGAAGAAUGCCACGACGACCAUGUCCCCGGAGAAGAAUGCGGUCGAGCAGGAACAUUACAGUUCGAUGUCGAUAUUCUUUGUACUUUGUGUGAUUGCGUUAGGGAUAUUGCUGAUUCACAUGAUGCUGCAGACAAAGUUUCAAUAUUUGCCUGAAUCGAUAGUAGUUGUGUUUUUAGGGGCCUUGAUCGGGUUGAUCUUGAACAACUCUUCGAUGCGCCACAUUGCCAACUGGGAAAGGGAGGAGGUGUUUAGUCCGACGGCGUUCUUCCUGGUGCUACUGCCGCCGAUCAUCUUUGAAUCCGGAUACAAUUUACACAAAGGAAACUUUUUCCAGAACAUUGGAUCGAUUCUGGUGUUUGCCAUUAUUGGGACGACAAUAUCGGCGCUCGUGAUCGGUUCUGGAGUGUAUCUACUAGGACUGGCAGAAGUAGCUUACCGGCUGAACUUUGUCGAGUCGUUUGCCUUUGGAUCGCUGAUAUCUGCCGUAGAUCCAGUUGCCACAGUGGCCAUCUUCCAUGCGUUGGACGUAGAUCCGAUACUGAACAUGUUGGUAUUUGGCGAAUCUAUACUAAACGACGCGAUAUCCAUUGUGCUAACAACGACCGUCAUGCCGAUGGUAUCCGGUUCCGGAGCGGAAGGCAACGGCGAAUCAAUCAUCUCCGCACUGAACACGUUCUGUUUGAUGUUCUUCGCAUCCGCCGGAAUCGGCGUCCUGUUUGCCCUGAUGAGUGCCCUCCUGCUGAAGCACAUUGACCUUCGGAAGCAUCCCUCACUGGAAUUUGGCCUCAUGUUAGUCUUCACGUACGCUCCGUACGUCCUCGCCGAAGGAAUCCACCUGUCCGGGAUAAUGGCCAUCCUGUUCUGCGGAAUCGUCAUGUCCCACUACACCCAUUUCAACCUCUCAACCGUGACGCAGAUUACCAUGCAGCAAACGAUGCGAACGUUGGCCUUCAUCGCCGAAACGUGCGUCUUCGCGUACCUCGGAUUAGCAAUCUUCUCCUUCAAACAUCGCUGCGAACUGUCCUUCGUAAUCUGGACCAUCAUCCUCUGUCUGCUCGGCCGAGCCGCCAACAUCUUCCCUCUAGCCUACGUCUGCAACCUUUUCCGAGAGCACAAAAUCACCCCCAAGAUGUCUUUCAUCCUCUGGUUCUCCGGACUCCGCGGGGCGAUUUCGUACGCACUCUCACUGCACAUGCAAUUCUCCAGCGAGGAGGCACGCCACGUGGUCAUUACAACCACACUAAUCAUCGUGCUCUUUACGACACUCUUCUUCGGUGGCUCAACGAUGCCGCUGAUGAAGUACCUGGCCGGAGGCAAAAAGACCCGCCGGCGACCGAGCCGUCUCGGCGGCCGUAAACGAUCCGGCAAAACCCUGUCGCUGAGUAAAACGCGCGAAUGGGGCCAAGCCAUCGAUUCCGAACACCUGUCCGAGCUGACCGAAGAGGAGGAGGUCAGCUUCACGCAGUCCAAACUGAACGGGUUUGCUCGACUUGACCGCAAGUACUUCACUCCGUUCUUCACCAGGAGAUUCACGCAUCAGGAACUCCACGACUGCAAGAGCCAGAUGGCGGACCUCACCAACAAGUGGUACCAGGCGAUCCGGAUCUCGCCGGACGAUCUGGACGAGGAGGAGGACGAGGACGACGACGCGGCAGAGGUGGCCUCGAUUGCGACGUCGGAGCGGUCAACGCGCGUGCUCGUUGGUGGAGGUCACGGCAGCAGCAGUAAGGCGGUGCCAGCAAAGGGAACGGCGGAAAGACCGGGACCGUCCUGAUUGCAGCGGAAUCAGAAGGAUGACGACGACGACGACAUUUCCCUGUACAACACCUCGCUGGACGUGGGCACGGAAGUGUUUUUGUAGGAAUUUAAAUUGGAGUGGAAUGUAUGGACGUAAUUUUUUUUUUGUUAUGAGUAGUUAGUGUUUAUUUCUUUUACAAAUAGUCGAUUGUAAACCAGGUGAUAAAAUAUGAAAAUCGUACUAGUCGAAUCAUCAGUAAAAUAAAGGUGAUGAAUGGAUGGAACAGGAUGGAUAAGCAAAAUUGUAUAAUACACUCAAACUUUUAAUCUUCAUCGUUCUGAUAAGCUUUUGCUGUGUAUUGGGGUUUAAAUGAUAAGAUUUCAAACUAACUACCACUUUAUAUUUGUUGUACUUUAUCUCUAUGCUAUAAAUAUUAUGUUUCGUUUGAUCGUUGUUGUAAAAUAUGAUCCAAAAUAUAGUGGCACAAGCGUUUCCAAAUAAUUAAA
This is a messenger RNA of Culex pipiens pallens (northern house mosquito), 2712 nucleotides long. RefSeq names its product sodium/hydrogen exchanger 8 (gene Nhe1). The record is from RefSeq and is a predicted model, not a curated record. Gene Ontology annotation, biological process: proton transmembrane transport; regulation of pH; sodium ion transport. NCBI's taxonomy places the organism in Eukaryota, Metazoa, Arthropoda, Insecta, Diptera, Culicidae. The transcript has 2 exons. Gene Ontology annotation, cellular component: membrane; Golgi apparatus. Gene Ontology annotation, molecular function: sodium:proton antiporter activity. The coding region runs from base 218 to 2242 and encodes 674 amino acids.